AUGAUCUCGCCUCCUUCUCGCGCGAUCCUGCGCAACAUUCCCGCUACUCGCAAUGUUAUUGCCGCGCAGCAGGCCCGCUUCCGCUCGACAAAUUCGUCCUCGUCAAAGGCGGGACAGCAGAAGCUCUCAACCUCGGCUUCGUCGGCCAAGGCCAAGCCCUUCGUCGAGUAUGCCGGUCAGAGCCCUGAGGCCAAGGCCCGCGUCCACGAGCAGGUGAGGAGGCUGCAGUCUAGCGCGGCUACCUUCGGUGCGGCUGCUGUCCGCCCCGCCCCAGCUCCGCAUUUCCAGGCCCCGCCCAACCAGAAUACGCCUGACUCGCCGUAUGCCCAGCACAAGGGCGACCCGAACGUCAAGGACGGCUUCGACCACACGUUUGUCGGCAUGUCUGGAGGACAGAUUUUCCAGGAGAUGAUGCUCCGCCACGACGUCAAGCAGGUCUUCGGAUAUCCCGGUGGCGCUAUUCUUCCGGUCUUUGACGCCAUCUACAACUCGCCCCACUUUGACUUUGUCCUCCCUCGCCAUGAGCAAGGCGCCGGCCACAUGGCCGAGGGCUACGCCCGCAUCACCGGCAAGCCCGGUGUCGUCCUCGUCACUUCUGGACCGGGCGCGACCAACGUCAUCACCCCGAUGCAGGACGCGCUCUCGGACGGUAUCCCCAUGGUCGUCUUCUGCGGCCAGGUCGCGACUAACCUCAUCGGCUCGGACUCGUUCCAGGAAGCCGAUGUUGUUGGUAUCUCGCGCUCGUGCACCAAGUGGAACGUCAUGGUCAAGGACAUUGCCGAGCUCCCCCGCCGCAUCAACGAGGCUUUCAAGAUUGCCACCACCGGCCGCCCCGGCCCCGUCCUCGUGGACCUGCCCAAGGACGUGACCGCCGCCAUCCUCCGCACCCCCAUCCCGGCCAAGUCGGUUCAGCCCGGCCAGUCGCCAUAUCUCCCCACCAACCCGCUCAACCCCGGAUGGGCUCAGGCCCAGGCUCCCGGAGAGUCGGAGCAGAUCACUGCCGCCGCGGAGAUGAUCAACCGCGCCAAGCGCCCCAUCAUCUACGCUGGUAAUGGUGUCCUGUCCUCGCCUGAGGGCCCCAAGCUCCUCAAGCAGCUCUCUGACAUUGGCAACAUCCCCGUCACCACCACCCUCCAGGGUCUUGGUGCCUUCGACGAGCGCUCCGACAAGUCGCUCCACAUGCUCGGCAUGCACGGCUCGGCCUACGCUAACUUUGCCAUGCAGGAGGCUGACGUAAUUAUCGCCCUCGGCGCCCGUUUCGACGACCGUGUCACCGGCAAGGUCGACACCUUUGGUCCCGCUGCCAAGCAGGCCGCUCUCGAGGGCACUGGUGGUAUCAUCCACUUCGAGAUCCAGCCCAAGAACGUCAACAAGAUUGUCGAGGCCCAGAUCCCCGUCCUCGGCGAUGUCGUCGCCUCCCUCGCUGAGCUCGUUCCCCAGAUCAAGCCUGUUGACCGCUCCGGGUGGGUCGGCCGCUGCAAGGCCAACAAGGAGAAGUACCCCUUCGUCUUCACCCCCUCCAAGGAGGGUGAGCGCCUCAAGCCGCAGGAGGUUAUCCGCGCUCUUGACAAGCAGGCCGAGAUCAUCGGCAAGGACAAGGUCAUCGUCGCUACUGGUGUCGGCCAGCACCAGAUGUGGGCCGCGCAGCACUACCGCUGGUCCGAGCCUCGCACCUGGGUCUCGUCUGGUGGUCUCGGCACCAUGGGCUUCGGCGUCCCAGCCGCCAUUGGCGCCAAGGUUGCCGCUCCCGAGAAGGUCGUUGUCGACGUUGACGGCGACGCCUCAUUCUCCAUGACCGCCAUGGAGCUCCAGACCGCCAACCAGUACAACAUCGGUGUCAAGGUCCUACUCCUCAACAACGAGUUCCAGGGCAUGGUCGAGCAGUGGCAGGACCUGUUCUACGAGUCGCGCUUCUCGCACACGCGCAUGGUCAACCCCGAUUUCCAGGCGCUCGCAAACUCGAUGGGCACCAAGGCCCUCCGCUGCACCAAGCAGGAGGACCUCGAGCCCAUGAUGAAGGAGUUCAUGGAGUACGACAACUCGCGUCCCAUCCUCCUCGAGUGCGUCGUCUCGUCCGAGCACGUCUACCCCAUGGUCCCAGCCGGCAAGGCGCUGCACGAGCAGAUCCUCCACCCUAUUCUCCAGAAGAAGAACAACGCAUAG
Cutaneotrichosporon cavernicola is the source of this 2163-nucleotide messenger RNA. RefSeq lists its product as uncharacterized. The record is from RefSeq and is a predicted model, not a curated record. Gene Ontology annotation, cellular component: acetolactate synthase complex; mitochondrion. Gene Ontology annotation, biological process: L-valine biosynthetic process. NCBI's taxonomy places the organism in Eukaryota, Fungi, Basidiomycota, Tremellomycetes, Trichosporonales, Trichosporonaceae. The coding region runs from base 1 to 2163 and encodes 720 amino acids. The transcript is spliced from 2 exons. Gene Ontology annotation, molecular function: flavin adenine dinucleotide binding; thiamine pyrophosphate binding; magnesium ion binding.